AUCUUCAAAACAAUCUGCCAUUCAUUUGAGUUUACUGAAACAUUUUCUCUCUUUUUGAAUGAACUGCGGGGAAAUUAAGCCUCUGUGUGGCUCCUGUCCCACAUGGAAGUGAGGAAGGAAUAUGUAGGAUAUGUAUGAGGGAUGGCAUCUCAAGUUGCCAAGAACAAAGAAAUGUACAUCACGAGAAAGUGUCAUUAGUAAUUCACUGGGAUGGAAAAAGUCAUCAGAGAUAUUCAGCCGUUAUACAGAUUAGGGAGGAAUUUGGUCAAAGUAGAUUGUGUCAAGAGAUAAGGACAAGACAAUGGCCUGUAGGAAUACUUUUUGAAGAAGAAAAAUUUACAAAGACAGAAAAGAAAAGAAAAAAAUAUAUAUAUUUCCACACAAAUAUAUAUCUAUAUAUAUUUAAGUUUCCUUGACUUGAAACCCUGAUCAUCGUCAUGGCUUCUUCGAGUGAUGUUGAAAGCGGACAGCCUUGCCUUCCGCCAAACCCACCUCCUCGUCCAAGAGCCUGCCUCCACCACCAGCACCACCAACACCACCACCAUCACCACAGCCAUGACUGCGAGGAGGAAAUGACCCCUAAGCAGAAGGCAGACUUUGCUGUGAUAAAAUUCGUAGCAGGCCUUGUGCUCAUUGUGAUGCGGAAGUUUUGGUUCACUUCAGCAGCAGUAAUGCUGGGUAUAUUCGUCCUCUUCUGGCUGUAUGGAGGGUGUCUUGCCUUGCUUCUCACACUGAUUGCAUUCUCAGGGAUUGUAUACCAGAUCAGUGAUCAGCUGGUGUACUGGCCCAACUUUCCCCCAGAUUCACGUGUGCUGGUCCAGCCCCCCUCAUCCAUGGGCCUUCCUGCGGAAAAUUUGUAUCUUUAUGCACGUGAUGGGACCAAACUACAUGCAGUAUUUGUCAAGCAAGCUUCUGGUGCUGUGAAGUCUGCGCCAACAUUUAUUUAUUUCCAUGGCAAUGCUGGAAACCUAGGGCAUAGGUUAAGCAAUGUGUACGAAAUGUAUCGAUGGCUGCAUGUGAACCUUCUCCUGUUAGAGUACCGUGGCUACGGCCUGAGUGAAGGCUCACCUUCUGAAGAGGGCCUGUACCUAGAUGCACAGGCAGCUAUUAACUACCUCAAAACCAGAUCUGAUAUAGACCAAAACAAGAUUAUAAUAUUUGGUAGAUCCUUAGGUGGUGCUGUAGCUGUAGAUUGUGUUAGUAGGUCAGAAAUCAGCAGUCGGGUUGCGGCCGUGAUCCUAGAGAACACCUUCACUUCCAUCCCAGAUAUGGCCAAGGUCCUCUUCUCUAAUGUUAAGUUCCUGGCGAAGUUGCCCGAGUGGUGUCACAAGAAUAAGUACCUGUCAAAAUACAAGAUGUGCAGAGUGGUUGUGCCAACAUUAUUCCUCUCAGGCCAGGCAGACUCAUUGGUACCUCCACGUAUGAUGAUGGAGUUGUACCACUGUUGUGCAUCACCGGCCAAGCGUCUCAUGCAGUUCACACAGGGCUCGCAUAAUGAAACCUGGAAGUGUCCUGGGUAUUAUCAGGUGUUGCUUCAUUUCCUUGAUGAGCUAUUCCAGAGGACCACUCAGCCUCCUGUUCUCCUGCCCGGUGUUGUGUGUUUUUCGGAACCUCAGAUUCUCUAGCAUUCUUCAGGCCCCUUUUUCAUCAUGUUGGUCACAUAAGCUCUCAUAAACAUUACCCUCAUUGGUUGCAUGAUUCAUCUUCGCUAGAAAGAGAUGGGGAAGGAUGUUUUGUUUGUGGAGGUUUUCAUUUUAAGAUACUGAAAAUAGGAAAUGGGACAAUGAUGUAUGCAUGUUCAGUAUUUUGACGGUGGUUCUGUGCCCGGUGUGAAUUAUAUAAAUUAUUGUGAAAUGUUUAUUUCUCUUGUGUUUGUACUGACUCUUUUAUGCAGUGUUAACAUACAACAGAAAUUAAUUUUCAGUGUAUGUUUUUUUUUUUUUUUUUUUUUUUUUAUGGCAAAGUCUACAAUAAGAGAGAAAAAUGGACUUUAUUUUAGAUGCCGUAACAAAGGAACUUUUAUUUUGUUAUUGGCUUUUCCUUUGUCAUUUCUUUUAUUUAUUUGAUUAUUCCUUUGUUUUCGUAAAUAUAAAUAUAUGUUUAUGUUUUGGGAUUUCUUUUCCUCCAAAUUUUAUCAAGAAUGAUCACACAAUUUUAUGGAAAGAUAUAACAAUGCCUUGGAAACACAUACAAGGAGAAUUAAUCAUUGGUAUUUUGCUGGACAUUUAUUCCAUUUUCCUCUGCAGACUUGAUUUUGUAUUUGUAUUUUCAAAAAGAAAGAAAAGUUAGGGUGUUUACAAGUACAUAUAACUUUCAAGAUUACCACUCUACAGUGUAUAUUGUGGGUAAGUUGUAUUUACAAUGUAGGAUUUUUUUCACCUCUUUAAUUACUGUUAUUUAUUGAAUGUCUUGUUAUUUAUGGAAUGAGAAAUUUGUGAAUCUUAAAUGAAAAUAGAUCUAGGUAAAAACUUUUUAUAGAAAAAGUUGGGAGAAGAAAAAUUAGUGUAAAAGAAGCCUGCUAACCUCUUGAUUCCGAGUGAAGUGCACUGUAAAUGUGAUACACUACAGUUGUUUCCACUUACAUAUUUGCAGCAUUAUUUAUUCAUGUUUUUGUAUGUGUGCGAUUUUGUAAGUUGUUGAAUAUGAAUGUACAAUUAAUGAUUCAUAGGAUUAGGAACUUAUUGGAAUACAUUUGAUUAUGAAUGUGAACAAAUUUCACACAGUAUGAAAUAGUUAUUACAGGUCUGAUCAUCAUAUUGAAUUCAUAUAUGACCAAAAAUUAUAUUAAACUAAAAGUUUUUCUUGUUUUUGUUUUUAUAAGAGGAGCGGGUUAUAUCCUGUUAUUUGCAAUAAUGGAGCUCAUAUCCUUUUUUUCUUUUUAGCGAGAAAGAAAGGAUAGAAAAGAAAAAGCAAGCUGCAUUAUGUACCUUUACACUUUUUUCUUUCAUUUUGUGUGAAACCACACACACAAUUUAGUAUAAUUUCAUGGAAUAACAAUUUCAAAUCAGCCUUUAAAAAUUUAAUGAAUAAGUAGAUUAUGAAGAUGACUUUAUGUUUAUUCAGUAAACUAUUAAUAACUUGUACUUUUACUUCACUGGGCUUGGUGGUUGUAGGGUCAGUAUCAAUUGAUUAAUUUGUAGUGAACUCAAUGUUGAGUUAAGUGCUUAUCAAACCAGUACAUUUUCUAUCAGUGUUAGUUGCCAUCAUGCCUCUAAAACCUGACUCCUUCACAAAGCUCCCGUGGUCCAGGUGCACAAACCAUAGCAGAAAUUUUUGGAUUCAUAUGCAGAUUAUCUGGAUGGCAAGAUAGACCUACAAUCAUUUGUGUUUUUUACAAUCACUUUGUUUUGGGCCUUGAUAAGAAUUUUACACUUUAUGUAGAAAACCGUAGAUGUCGCAAAAUUAGAAAUCUGCAAAAAAGCGACUGUCGAUGGAAAGAAAUAUUAUUACAGAAAAGAACCGAAUGUGCUUUUUUGUACCUGCUCGAUUUCUACUUUUCUAGUUCCUCACGUAAUCAUUUACUGGUUGCUUUUCAAUUUUGUCUUGCUCAUAAAGAAAAGAGAGGAAAAUAUCAGAUUCAUAUAAAUUUCUAUUUAAUUGCCUAGCUGUUUAGUUUGGUACUCUGUACUGAGCAGGCUCUAGUUUUCUUGAAAAAGUCUUUACUCAUCAUUGUUGAUGGUGUUUAAACUAGAAAGAGAUGCACUGAAUAUGUGCUGUGGAAACAGCAUACUGUGUCAUGGACAAAGGUUGGAUAUCAGAGAACACUGUGAAAAUGUUUUAGUGUGAUAAGCACUUUUCUGUAAAGCAGGAAUAGGAAUGACAAUAUGCUAACCAGAUUAAGGAAUAGAAGUUAUGGUUUAGUUUGUAAAAUUUUAUCUGAGGACUUGGGCUUCGCUGACUUUGAUGUGAAGUGCCUGUGAGUGCUAAAUGAGGCAUUGUAUGCAUUGUGAGGUUUUACAAGAAUGUUAUCAUGUAUAUUCCAUUGCACUUGUUCCCCAGCCAAUAGAAAUCAGCUAGAGUUCAUGAGCUGUUGUGAGAUAUAUGUAUGAAUGAAGAUACAUAAAAGAAAGGAAAGGGAGACAAAGAGAUGAUAAACAGUAAUAUUGUUCAUGUAUCAAAUGUCUAGGGCCUGAUACUCUCACACAUGCCAAAUAACUAAUGUACCUUGAGUAGCUCCGUCCUAGUGUUAAUAGCUGAUACAAUAUAGUAACACCCUCUGAUUAAAAAAAAAAACACACACACAACUUUAAUUUUCAUGCAGUUUUUUGUAUUCUUUAGUUUUGAUGGUUGUUGGAAACUAUGUUCGAGAAUUAGCUUGUUUGUUAAUAUGAGUUUUGGUAUUUGAAUGUGUGAUGACUUAAUUGUAAUACCUAAGCAUCUAGUAAUUGCUGUCAAAAUAUUAGGAUUUUUAAUAUGUCUUUUUUUCUAUAGAUUAUUGGCGGAAUUUAUGCUGUAAGUUCUAGCAAGCCAACAAGAGUAUAUGCAUCAGUGUUAAUCAGUGAAUUUCUAAUAUUAUUUUGAUAAUUAACAGCAGAAGUAUAUCUUGGUGAUCUGAUAGAAUAAUCAUCAUAAGUAGUUUUGCACUCCAGAGAACUGUGUUUCUGCGAUACAUUCCUGCAGCAUCUGGUAUGAUUUUAGAGCCAUUAAUUGUCCCUGUAGCUCCAUGUGAUGUAUGGGUGGGGUGGGGAGGGGUGGGAGAAUCAAACUCUUGGCCCUUAUUUUUGUAAGUACAUCUCAGAUGGUUUUUGCAUUACCUGAGUAGAAAAGUUCAUUGGAUGUGGUAGUGUGUGAUUAAUUUUUUUUUUUUUUUUUUUCCCCCAAUUCUUUGUCUUCAUGCAAAAGAAAGAAUAUUUUCUUAUACAUCUUUAUGUCAAUAGUUUUUUGGUACAGGAAAUUAGUCCUUUCAUUGCCUUGUUCUCAGAUACGCUUGACAUCUGUAGCAUUUGUUCUUAGAAAAUAGCAGUAUAACAGUGGUCUUCCCCUCUUUGUGUUGGCAGUUCGUGAAUCAUGAGAUUGGAUGUCCACAGGCAGCUCAAUUGCACUUUAUUCUUGUUAGAAUCUGAAAUUGCUCUCUAUUUUUAUGAUGGUCCUUGAAUAGAAUAACCGUCCAAUUGUAUUGGAAAUUCAUAAGAAAUUGCUGCAAUAUUUUGUCCAAUAUGAAUAUCCAACCCCCCAUAUUAUGAAGCCCCACUGUCGGUUAGAAGAGCAUACAGCUAACCUCACUUCAAUGCACUGGUUACAUGUGCCAUGAGGCUAAAUACUGGAAACAAGAAUAAGAUUUGACAACAAAAAUACAGUAAUAGUGUUUGAGGCUUAUAAUCUAUUAGUUGAUACAUUUGGAAUCAAGGGAUUUGAAAAGGUUGAAAGUCUGCUCCAAGAAGUUGACAGAUUUUCUAGACAUGUAAUUAAUGUAUGGAAAGUAGAGGCUUUUGUCUCACUUGUCUGGUUAUUCAUCAAAUAGUAGAACGUCUUUUUAUUUGUGCCAUUAUCACUUCCUUGUUAUUACCUUUAAAGUUAUUAUUUGUCUCAUUAUCCAGCUUUUGCUUUUAUGCUUGCUUUGUGAUAAUUUUCUUGCCCUGUAUAGAUAGUAUUAUUGUGAUGAAGCUCUUGAUAAUUGUUUAGAGAAUUCCUUGUAGCUAAAAUUAUAACUGCAUUUGUGUAUACAUCUUAUCUACAUCUCUCUGUCUAUCUAUCUUUCUAAAUAUCUGUCUAUUUAUCUACCUAUAUAGAUAGAUAAACAGAUGUAGAUAUGCAUACAUACAUACAUUCAUAUAUGUGUGUAUGUAUGUAUGUAUGUGUGUAUGUAUGUAUUGUAUAUUUCUUUGGGCCCAAUUACUCAUACAAAACUUCAUUAUGUUGCAGUUUUGCAGUUCAUUAUGUUAUGCAGUAUUAAAAGUUUAAAGAAUAAAAGUUCAUCUUUACUCAUUAUAAUUGUGAACUUUCAAGUGAAGGUACUUGGACACGGAUAUAUUUCCAUAUUUCUCUUUUGUUUACAUUUAGUCAUUUGACAAAAAGUUGUUUUUGAGUGUAACAGGUUAAGCAUUUUGCUAAGGCUGACAUGCACUGUAUGAAUGAAAUUUUAUAUGCUAGAUGUGUUAAGUAUUUCACAUUAGACAUGGUGAAGGAUUUAUGUGCACACUGCAAAAUAUAUUACUUUUGCAAUUAUUAUAUAGAAAUGUGUUUCAUAAAUUGCUAUCUGAUUGUUAAUUUAUACAUUAAUUUAUUAAGAUUUUCAUGGAAAUAGCAAAGAUAGUGAAUGCAGAAUAAUAAUAUUUGUGUAUUGUGCAAUAUUAAUUUAAGUAUGAAAUAUAGAAUCAAUUUUUGAGGUGUUUAAUUUUUUUUUCUUCGUCUUCUUUUUUAGUUUACUUCAACUCAUAAUAUUGCUUUUAUGAGUAAUUUUAUGGUUUUGUAUCAAAAAGGUAAACAGUUGUCAUAUCUUUAGUUGAUGACUAUGAUUAAGAUUAAACAUGUCAUUUUAUGCAUUACUUUUUUAUACAUUAAAUAUUUAAUGGGUGAUCUUAACCAUGAUGUUAAAGAAUAAAAUGGCCCUUAGUGAAGGUCAGUGAAUGAAAAACAAAAUGCUGUUUUUUAUUAGAUUGGGUUGUGCUAUCGCUGCAAAUAUUUGGUACCAUAUUAUUAUUUCUGCUUUGGUGGACUUGAUAUUACUCUUUAGGGCCUGAUAUUGACCCCGGGCAGAUAUUGAAGCCGCCAGGGGUGCAUGUACAUACAUGCCAUGCCCACUGUGAGUUUAAUUUAAUAAUUGUUUUUACACAUAGAUGGCUCCACAAGUAUCAAGUCAUCAGUGAGCCAGUUAUGAGUACUGUGUGUCUCACCUGUUAACCCUUUUCCUGGAUUUUAGAAAAUAUUUUCUGGAAUGUAAUAUUGCUGUUAGUAAUUUAAAUAUUUUAAUAACUGUAAUGUCUAUGAUAAAAAUAACAGCAUUGAUAUUGAUAGCAUUAGUAAACAUUUUCCCCCUCAAACUAAAGGAAAUGUGAAAUUGGUGAGAUCAAAAGGUCAUCUAAUUGACUCCUCGGUGGCUAAGCACUUGCAGAAACAUCUAUGUGCAGAGACAUUUCACAAAACAAUACUACAGUGAACACAUUUUCCCAGAGAUAUUGGGUUAAUGUUAUUUAGGUUUCCAUUAUAUGCAGUGGAUUACGUCACUUGCAUCUGGUGGUAACAAAAUACCAGUUAAAAGUGUGGCAAAAAGAAAGGAUUAAGGUGUAAAAAAUAAAAGCGGUGUGUCUUCUUAUGAUUGAUAUGUACCAAUAUUGACUCCGGGUACUGAGUUCUUGCAACUUUUCCCCUUUGUGAACCCAGGGCAGGUCUGAGGUUAUGUGAUUGCCACACAAGUUAACACUGAUUUUUGUGGGUAUGGUUGAACCAGAUGAAAGGUGUAAUUUCUCAUGAGGCUUGCAGUAUAUUGAGCUUGGCAUGGAAAAAUUUAGUGCAAGGGAGGCCGGUGGGAGGAGUGUAAAGGUUUGUGAGGAUUGGACAGAGUAAAGUAACCCUGGUGUCUGUGAGUCAUUCUGCAAGUGUCCUACAGUGGGGUUAUGUGAAGAAAAAAUAUUUGCAUAAACACUUGUUAUUCAUUUUUUUGUUGGUCUGUAUAUAUACUUUUUUCAACAAAAAGUUACCUUUGAAAUAUUGUAUAUAUAGUUUGUUUUUUAUGUCCAGAGGUACUUCUCUCUACACUUGCUAAAAACAAACUUUCUGGCUUCCUGGUUUUAGCUUAUGACAAAAAAAAAAAAAA
Molecule: messenger RNA, 7753 nt
Organism: Penaeus vannamei (Pacific white shrimp)
Lineage: Eukaryota; Metazoa; Arthropoda; Malacostraca; Decapoda; Penaeidae
Gene: Bem46
Product: abhydrolase domain containing 13-like protein Bem46
Cellular component (GO): membrane
Molecular function (GO): palmitoyl-(protein) hydrolase activity
Source: RefSeq, a predicted model, not a curated record